AAAUGGCCCGUGUGAAAUGGACCUGAGUCAUAACACAUUGAGAGGGGUUGUGGAGUGAAGAACUUUGCAUGCUCUCCUGCCUCAACAACAGAGGGGGACUAACCAGUGAAAUAAAUACACAAAGUGGUAAAGACACUGGGUACCUUUACUGCUCUGACACUAUCCCUUUGAUAUGUAGAUUGCUUCUCUCAGGAAACUUUCUACUUCUCCUCCACACAUCAUUCUUGAAAGCACCUUUCCAUCAUGCACAGUGUGCGCCAAGGUGCAGACACCACCUCUUGCCAACCAACUAGUAGGAUUAGAGAACUACACAACUGCUACCUCUAUCUCUUCACUUUCCUGGGGAUGCUGACACAGUUGUGGCACAUGCAGACCCAUUACCUAGUCCCCAGCCUAUGCAGAUUCCCUUUAGGGAAUAGACCCAAAGCUCUACUGUUACACCAGCAUCCAGCUGCCUCCACCUCCUGUGCUGAAAAUUAAGAAUCAAGAUUAGCAAAUUAGUGCAACAGAAAAGGCAUCACAAAGUUUUAACAACUAUUCUAAGCAUUACAGUACUCUAAAGAUUAUAUGAGUUGUACUGGGAUUCCAGGAAAAAUAUUGCAUAGUUCUGAGGCUACUAUAGAUGAAGCUCUGUUAGGUUUACCAUCAGAAUGAAUUUAAUUGAGAGUUGUUUCCUAGGACAUACUUUUUCUUUUGACUAGUCUAUGUAGCAGAGUAUUAAAUAUAUGCGUAGCUUAGGUAUGAACAAUGCAUACAUUUAUCAAACAGGAAAAAGUACCGGUAAAUGAGCACUAUUUGUGUCAACGUAAGGGGGAAAUAAAAAAUUAUAUACAUUUUUAACACUGAUAUUGUGACUUGUGUACAAAGUCCAGUCAUAAGACUAUCCAAAGGAAAUAGCUAUAUGAAUAAAGAUGUGAUGCAUUUGGCAACAUUCAAAUUUUAAUCCAGAGAUGUUGACGGGUGUUAGUUUAGGAUUCCUUAGGAUUAGCUGAUACAACUGUGUGUUCCUUAGGAUUAGCUGAUACAACUGUGCAUCUUUUGUUCACAAUUCAACACUGGUAUAUUUUGCAUGAAAGCAGUUUCUCUCACUUAUCAUUAUAUAAACUAGAGAAGUUGGCACUGUUGUAGUUUAGUAAUGUGCCUAUGGGCACAUGGUGUUAAGCUAUACUUGGAUGUCCUAGCUAUAAAAAGCUUUAAGUGAAAACUGACCUUCAGUACAAAUUUAGUUUGCUAUGUAUGAGGUUGCUGUCUCCUGCAACACAGAGUCAAGUCUGUGUUAACAUACAUUUCCACACCCCUCUACAUGAAGAUGAGCAGAGAAGCUAUAUCUCUGUGUGCACUGAACAAGACAUUAAACAGGUUACAAAAUGGGAACAGCAGAGCUGUGUUUUUCUGGAGGAUGGGGUAGAGACUAAACUGCAGUGCAUUCAGGCCCAGUUUACUAUGCUAGACACUAGCAUGCAGAAAUUAUCAGAGAGUUCUGAAUUGCAAAGCACCACCCUGAAGAAUCAAAUGGAGGAAAAUGAAAUGUGGGCAUCACUGGUAGAAGACAGAUACACUUCUGUUGAGGUAAACCUUUUCUACAGUUACAUCUGUGAAACUAUUCAUUAUGUACAUUCUCAAGUACUAGAAAAGCUACCGGAUCUGAAAGGAGCCCUUCCUACUCUGUCGUCUAUCCUGAGGAAAAAAGGCAAAAACCAAAGCAUCAGGAUAGCAUGGGAGUCAGUACUGGAGAGACUUGGACUGCACGAAGGAAACGUUGAAGCACUCUGUGCCUUUUUCAUUUUACAUAGCUAUGAUGCUUGCUACUACCCAGUUAAACAAAGACAGAACUACUCCACUGACAUCAGUUCUGUUAUAACAAAAGUAGUGAAGAACCAGCUCUUUCGACACAGUCUGCUAAGUGCUGUCCGUCUGGUGGAGGAUGGGAAAGCUUGGGGAGGUUUCCAAGACUAACAGGCACUUUCCAAAAAAUAAUGUUUUCUUUAAUGCAAUAUCUUCUUCACAAGGACUUAUAAGCUCAGUUCCAAAUUUUACUUCAGCGGUUAAUUCAUUAAGUUGUCUUCUGCAGGAGUACCUCUCACCAUCCACCUUGUCUAUAUUUUGAGGGCUAAUGAAGCUAAUGUACAUGGAAUGCUUUGAAUGCUCUAAAGUAAACUAUUUAUAAAACUUUGUAAAAA
Sphaerodactylus townsendi is the source of this 2180-nucleotide messenger RNA. RefSeq names its product single-pass membrane protein with coiled-coil domains 1 (gene SMCO1). The transcript has 3 exons. Lineage: Eukaryota; Metazoa; Chordata; Lepidosauria; Squamata; Sphaerodactylidae. The record is from RefSeq and is a predicted model, not a curated record. Bases 1237 to 1956 code for a protein of 239 amino acids.